Condylostylus longicornis is the source of this 560-nucleotide messenger RNA. Its product is annotated as general odorant-binding protein 28a-like. Bases 59 to 490 code for a protein of 143 amino acids. The transcript is spliced from 4 exons. NCBI's taxonomy places the organism in Eukaryota, Metazoa, Arthropoda, Insecta, Diptera, Dolichopodidae. Gene Ontology annotation, molecular function: odorant binding. Gene Ontology annotation, biological process: sensory perception of smell. The record is from RefSeq and is a predicted model, not a curated record.
AUUUCAUUCGGCAUUCAUUAGAUAGCAAAUUCAAUUUUAAAAGAAAAUUAUUUUAAAAAUGAAAAGUUUUUUAUUAAUUGUUUGCACUGUUUGUCUUAUUGAUAAUUUGGCAACAGCAUCACCUCUAGAUGAUUUAAAAAAUAUUAUGUCGGAAGUUAAAGAAAAAUGUCUUGCUGAAUCAAAUGUUCCAGAUGAUGUUCUUGAAAAAAUUAAGAAACAUGAACCGAUUACAUCACGUGAAGGAAAAUGUUUUAAAGCUUGUAUAAUGGAAAAUAUUGGUGUGAUGUCUGAUAAUAAGAUCGCUAAAGAUAAAAUUUUAGAUGCUGCUAAAGCAAUAUUUGGUGCCGAUGAAAAUAAGUUGAAUAUGGCAGGAAAAGUAUUCGAUGAUUGUAAUCAACAUACAGAAACAGAUCGUUGUGAAGCUGCUAACUACAUGUGUCACUGUAUAUUCACACAUAAGGAUACUGAAUCAUUCAGACAAUUGUUGUAAGUCAUUUGGAUGAUGAUUUAAAUUCUUGAUAUUAUUUUGAGUAAACUGCGUUUUCUAUUUUAUUUUUUCC